Messenger RNA from Sitophilus oryzae (rice weevil), 1251 nucleotides. RefSeq names its product 4F2 cell-surface antigen heavy chain-like. The record is from RefSeq and is a predicted model, not a curated record. NCBI's taxonomy places the organism in Eukaryota, Metazoa, Arthropoda, Insecta, Coleoptera, Curculionidae. Bases 1 to 1251 code for a protein of 416 amino acids. The transcript has 3 exons. Gene Ontology annotation, biological process: carbohydrate metabolic process.
AUGCUUCUGUCUGGCUUGGCAGCUAUAAUAGCGGUCGUAACAGUUAUGAUAGCUAGACUACCCAAAAGCUGCAAUCCUACAACCGAAUGGUAUCAAAGGAACUUACUCUACGAAAUUUUCCCAGCCAGUUUCUACAGUAGUACUUACAAAAUGGAAGAUUUCGAAAAAGCUUCGAGUUUAACCGAAAUCGAUCCCAUAUUAGGAACUCUAGAAGAUUUUAAAAGCUUAGUCAAACAUUUGAAGUCUAGAAACAUUUCUUUGAUACUAGAUUUACCAGUCUUGUCCUUUAUUCAAAAGCACGUAGCUAAAAAAGCAAUUACUACAAGUAACGAGGUGAGGAAUGCGACUAUGGAUCCCAAAAGUGACUAUCUCAAGUUAGAAGAUUUUGAUUUGGUGGAGGAUACCAUACAGUUUUGGGCAUUACAUGGUGUUGAUGGAUUCUACUUAAAAGGACUAGAACACCACGCAGAAGAUUAUACCACUGCUAGACUUAUAAGACAUUGGAAAAAAUUACUGGGAAGCGAUAAAAUUUUAAUUAUAAGCGACAAUAUCGUAGAUGCAACUCCAAAAGAAAACCUAAACAUAAUUCUAAACAACUUUGAUUUAAUUGACGUGAAACUAAAUAUAGAAAAAGGUGUUUCUUAUGUCACCAAACAAAUAGAUUCUAUACAAAACAGUUCUCUAUUUACCAAACCAGGGAUGCCGUGGGUGCAAUGGUCUUUAGGAAACAUAAACUCAAAUCGCCUUGCAAACGUUUUGAACUACGGCAAUGCUACUUUAGGGGCAACUCUGCUCCAAAUGAUGCUUCCUGGAACACCGUCUGUGUUUUACGGUGAUGAAAUAGGGCUGCACGAAAUCUCAGAUCCCGAAGAAAACAGGAAAGAUAUCAAGCAUCUUCAUCAGCUUAUGAUGAUGCCUUGGAGGAACGAACAAUCAAAAGUUCUGCCUUGGAUAUACGGAGGUAACGCUAACGCACUCUACGAUCAAGUGGAGCAAGGUGAUAAUAAGGCGAAUGCUGAAGUGAUGUACGCGGAGAAAGAUUUUCUGGUGAUUCAAAGAUGGUAUCCCAGAAGGAAAGCUUACGUGGUUGCCAGUAAUUUGGGCAGUAAUAAGAUAUCUGCCGAUCUGUCUACUUUGUUGUACACUGGACAAGUUGUUGUAGGCCCACGAGCAGACUCGACAUCAGAAACAAUAUCUUUUAAGGAGGUUAAUCUGUUGCCUGGGGAAUCAGUCGUUAUAGUAUUAGAUUAA